ACUGGUUAAUCUGUUACCAGCUCAAGGUCAACAGAGACGCUCUUGCUAUUUAGGUGUUUCAUUCAGGAACAAAGGUGCACACACACACACACACACACACACAUAACACUCACACACACCUGCCAAGUAGCAGCUUUACUUCACUUCGCUUCCCUCCGAACACGGAAACGUAGAGAGAAAUAAAACAAAGAGGCCGCUUGUUUGUACCUUCAAAUAUGCGCAGCAAUGGGGAACAGGCUCAACAAAACCCUGCAGAAGUGGGGUUUAAAUACAAGGAAACCUGAAGGAAAGAGAUCAACAAACAAAGCUCCACAUGCUGCCUCAUCCUACAAGGCUAAAGACGUGCGUAUAUACGACCAUGUAGCAUCCGAGCCUCAAUACGCCAGAGUGAAUAAACGAAAGAAGACCGACACUGAUAACUUGCACUAUGCCGAGAUUCAGGUGCUACAGUCUGAAGCCAUCAGCAAGCAGAAACCCGUGGAACACCACGACUCCACCACCGAGUACGCCACCAUAGACUUUCUAAGAAGCUUCAAGCCUGAUGCGUCUAGUAAACCUGCAGAUAUACUCAUUCCUCCUGGAGAGCUCCAGAGACCCAAGGGCAAAUCUCAGAGUGUAAAGAGUGCCUCCUUGAAUCAGGCUGUCAUUGUCUGACUUUUUUGACAUUGUGUGUUUUUAAGUCACUUGUACUGGUCAUUGACCACUUUAUUGGGAACAUGUGUCCAUCUGAUCAUUUAAAAUCAUACAGAUGUGGGUGAACUUGACCGUAACUUGGUUGUUUGUGCUCGGACAGUCUGAUUUGAAUGUUUCAAUAACAGGUUUUGACAUCACGUGUACUGUAAAUUAACUUUAAAAUGUGAAUUCAACAAUGAAUGAAGUAUUUUAAGUAUUGUCAAAGUUGUUUGUAAGGACAGGAUAAAAUUGGUCAGAUCAUUGCAGAAAUUCUUAGCAGUUUUACAGUACAGGUGUUGGUCAUAAAAUUUGAAUAUCAUGAAA
Trichomycterus rosablanca is the source of this 996-nucleotide messenger RNA. RefSeq lists its product as uncharacterized. The record is from RefSeq and is a predicted model, not a curated record. The transcript has 4 exons. Lineage: Eukaryota; Metazoa; Chordata; Actinopteri; Siluriformes; Trichomycteridae. The coding region runs from base 226 to 654 and encodes 142 amino acids. Gene Ontology annotation, cellular component: extracellular exosome.